Molecule: messenger RNA, 2361 nt
Organism: Setaria italica (foxtail millet)
Lineage: Eukaryota; Viridiplantae; Streptophyta; Magnoliopsida; Poales; Poaceae
Product: thaumatin-like protein 1b
Exons: 3
Coding region: 984-2162 (392 amino acids)
Biological process (GO): defense response
Cellular component (GO): extracellular region
Source: RefSeq, a predicted model, not a curated record
CAAUGGGCCCCUUUGAGGGUAGAGUGAGGGCUAAGACAGGAUUAUGGUUUAGGGUUGAUUGUGAUAAUUUUGAGACCUCUGCUUUCGUUGUGAGGUAGAUGGUUGGUACCUUCUCAUCAUGAUUAAUUUCGUUGAAGCAUAAAGUUGGUUGCCCAAGGAUGGUUAUUCUUUCUUGUCAUACCCAAUCAGAAGUAAUGCUUUUAUUCAAUCUGAUAGGAAUGACGAUAUAUUAUUUUUCUGGACUUGCAAAGAUAGCAACUGGCAUCUGUUUAGAUACCUAUGCUGUUUGUUUAUACCAACAAAAUGGUUAAGUUAUCUGAAGUAACAUCAAGUGCAAGUGUCACUGUGUGUGAGAGAUUGAUGCCUUUCUUGUACUGGUCUUAUUGCUGCAAGACAAGUUUACCUACCUGGAAGUAAUGUUCAGAGUCAUAUGCCCAAAUAGAAUAAUUCUUCCUAGUCCAUCAGUAGAAAACGUUCCAGUGUCAAUUGUAGUUAAUUCCAAUUAUUAAGGGUGCUCGAGUUUUGGAUUUCUUUGUGUUGAUUGCAGUGGUCUUAUGCUCUAGUUACUUGCAAAAAAACUUUGCAAAGUAUCAUGUGGACCAUACAUGAACAUAGCACAUAAAACCAAGGCUCUUGACUCGUGCACAGUGAGGAUUGUUUAAGAUUGAUACAAUAACGUAUAUCCAGUCAGGAAUUAAGGUAUAUACAUUCUAGCAAGUGUUACUAGUACACUAGCUAGAGCCCUAAUACCAAUUUCACUUUUAUCCCUUGCAUUGUUACAUAAGGUAUUUCUUCUCACUGAGGCCACCCCAUGCACGCAAAAUGCUAAAGCAAUCUCACCAAGUAACCUUUCCUUUGACACCUGCAACCCAAAACAUUUUAAAGCCUGCAACCAUGUCCAAAGUCUCUUCCCAACUCUCCAAUCCUGUGAAUUUGUGACAAGUGAAACCCAAGUCAGUGUAGUGCUUCAAGAUCUGCACACCAUGGAAACGCCAAGAAGUUGCAGUUCAUCGUCAUGCUUGCUGAUGGUCGUGCUAGCACUAGCCCAUUGGUGCAGCAUCGCAACGGCGAGCUGCAGCUUCACCGUAUCCAACUACUGCUCCCAGCCCAUCUGGCCGGGGACGCUCGCCGGCGCGGGCACGCCGCAGCUGCCCACGACGGGGUUCAGGCUCGACCCGGGGCAGACCGUGCAGGUCCCGGCGCCGACGGGGUGGUCCGGCCGGUUAUGGGCGCGCACGGGCUGCGCGUUCGACGCCGGCGGCAAUGGCACGUGCCAGACCGGCGACUGCGGCGGGCGCUUGGAGUGCGCGGGCACCGGCGCCACGCCACCGGUGACGCUGUUCGAGGUCACGCUGGGGAAGGCCGCCGGCGACCUGGACUACUACGACGUGAGCCUCGUCGACGGGUACAACCUGCCCGUCGUCGCCGUCCCGCGGCCGCGGCAGGGCGCCGGCGGCUGCAACGCCACCGGCUGCACGGCCGACCUCAACCGCUCGUGCCCCAGGGAGCUGCAGGUGGACCGCGGCGGCGGCACGGUGGCGUGCCGGAGCGCGUGCGAGGCGUUCGGGCAGGACCAGUACUGCUGCAGCGGCGCGUACGCGACGCCGACGACGUGCCGGCCGACGGCGUACUCGUCCGCCUUCAAGUCGGCGUGCCCGCGCGCGUACAGCUACGCCUACGACGACGGCUCCAGCACCUUCACCUGCGGCAGCGCCGCCGACUACACCAUCGCCUUCUGCCUCCCUCCCUCCGGGUUGCAGAGUCCCGGAGCCGUACCCCUCGGAUCGCCGCCGCCGGCCUAUGGACAGAGCACUAGUGGCGGCACCAGCGGCGCCGCUGGCAGCACGCCCCCUCCUGCUAUAGGCAACAAUGGCGUCGGGAGCAUCAGCCCACCGCCUCCUACUACUGACAACAAUGGCGUCGGGAGCACCAACCCACCACCUGACAACAAUGGCGUCGGAAGUACAAACCAGCCGCCUGCUAGUACUGACAACAAUGGCUUCGGAAGCACCGAUCAGCCGUCUCCGGCCGCCACCUACGGCGCUGGAAGCACCGAUCAGCCGCCGUGGAUGAUGCUGUCGUCAGCGAGCAUGCUGCACGAGCAGCUGUCGCUUGUCUUGCCUGCAGUGCUCUUGUUCCUCCUCUGGUCGUUCUCACCAUGAACGUUGUCACUUGUCAGGCACAGCUCUUGUAGGAUUCACUGACAGUAGCUCCCUGGACUCAUGUACAGUAGCAGUAGUAAAAUCCAUCAGGCCCAAUUGAGAAGGAAACAUGUACAGAUUGAUUUCUUUUAUUCGGAUUAUAGAAAAUAAAGACGACGUUCAGUUAUUCCAUGAAUUCAGUUACUUUGUUUCAGGUUGA